Pecten maximus is the source of this 3796-nucleotide messenger RNA. RefSeq lists its product as uncharacterized. Gene Ontology annotation, molecular function: acyltransferase activity, transferring groups other than amino-acyl groups. The transcript is spliced from 7 exons. The record is from RefSeq and is a predicted model, not a curated record. NCBI's taxonomy places the organism in Eukaryota, Metazoa, Mollusca, Bivalvia, Pectinida, Pectinidae. Bases 191 to 895 code for a protein of 234 amino acids.
AGCCCGAUGAAUAGGCCUAUGGUGAACCUAUCUAUUUACUUCUGUUAACAAUAAAUAUGCAUUUCAGAUAAUGGAAACAAUAAUUUUCUUUUAUUGACGGCCAUCAGUGAUAGAUGACUGCAUGCAUUCCGAUGAGAUCACAUGAACCAGUGCUGUUUACCUUUUAUUUCUAAACUGGCCGUCCAAAACUAUGACACCACAAAAUGGAAAGGAUCCUGAUUUGAAUCCUAUUGUCUCUCAGCCUCAAUCAGUGCCAGCCCAUCCUGGAACAAAUCUGACUGUUCCUUUUCACAUACGUUGCCUCAGGGAUGAUCCAGAUGAUGCUGCAUUUGCAGGAAGGUUAACCGUGAAUGCUUUCAGGAGUAAAUAUGUCCAUGCAACUAGUGAAGGAAGCAUACCUGAUGUCAUUCGAACAGUUUCCAUGGAUCAACGUGGACAAGAUCCUGUUUACUAUGAGAGGAACUUAGUUGCAGAGUAUGACGGCAAACCUGUCGGUAUUAUCUACCUCAUAUUCCGUGGGGACCCUUUACCAAGGGAAAACACAGCAGCCUUAGACACCUUUGGGUGUUGUGAUGUUUGUGGCCUUAAAUGUUUGACCUAUGGUCUCCAGACGGUUGAAAACAUUGGGGAUCAGGAGUGUUACCUGGAUAUGGUGGCAGUUGAAGAGGAGUUUCGCGGAAAGGGCAUUGGGAAGGCAUUACUGGACAGGGCUGACCACGAGGCUCGCAUCCAUGGCUGUCAGACAAUAUCUCUUCUGGUGGGUGUUAACAACUGGGCGAUACGACUAUAUGAAAGGCAGGGAUACAGGGUCACUAGCCGAUCCUGGAAGUGUGGAUGGCUUUGGUGUACACUGGGUGUGUGUUGUUUCCUGAAAAUGGAAAAACGGCUGGACUAAUUCUUGAAGGAUAACACACAUACAUUGGUACACAGCUGGACUAAUUCUGGGAGACAGAUAACACACAAAUACCUUAGUACACAGCUGGACUAUUUCUGGGACACGGAUAACACACACAUACCUUGGUACACAGCCGGACUAAUUCUGGGAGGAUAACACACACAUACCUUGGUACACAGCUGGACUAUUUCUGGGACACGGAUAACACACACAUACCUUGGUACACAGCUGGACUAAUUCUGGGAAACGGAUAACACACACAUACCUUGGUAUACAGCCGGACUAAUUCUGGGAGGAGGAUAACACACACAUACCUUGGUACACAACUGGACUUAUUCUGGGAGGAUAACACACACAUACCUUGGUACACAGCCGGACUAAUUCUGGGAGAAGGAUAACACACACAUACCUUGGUACACAGCUGGACUAAUUCUGGGAGAUGUAUAACACACACAUACCUUGGUACACAACUGGACUAAUUCUGGGACACGGAUAACACACACAUACCUUGGUACACAGCUGGACUUAUUCUGGGAGGAUAACACAAACAUACCUUGGUACACAGCUGGACUAUUUCUGGGACACGGAUAACACACACAUACCUUGGUACACAGCUGGACUUAUUCUGGGAGGAUAACACAAACAUACCUUGGUACACAGCUGGACUAAUUCUGGGAGGAGGAUAACACACACAUACCUUGGUACACAGCUGGACUUAUUCUGGGAAGAUAACACACACAUACCUUGUACACAGCCGGACUUAUUCUGGGAGAUGGAUAACACACACAUACCUUGGUACACAGCUGGACUAGUUCUGGGACUCAGAUAACACACAUAUACCUUGGUACACAGCCGGACUAAUUCUGGGAGGAUAACACACACAUACCUUGGUACACAGCUGGACUAAUUCUGGGAGAUGGAUAACACAAACAUACCUUGGUACACAGCUGGACUAAUUCUGGGAGAUGGAUAACACACACAUACCUUGGUACACAGCUGGACUAAUUCUGGGAGAAGGAUAACACACACAUACCUUGGUACACAGCCGGACUAAUUCUGGGAGGAUAACACACACAUACCUUGGUACACAGCUGGACUAUUUCUGGGAGGAUAACACACACAUACCUUGGUACACAGCCGGACUAUUUCUGGGACACGGAUAACACACACAUACCUUGGUACACAGCUGGACUAUUUCUGGGAGAUGUAUAACACACACAUACCUUGGUACACAGCUGGACUAUUUCUGGGAGAUGGAUAACACACACAUACCUUGGUACACAGCCGGACUAAUUCUGGGAGAUGGAGAACACACACAUACCUUGGUACACAGCUGGACUAAUUCUGGGAGAAGGAUAACACACACAUACAUUGGAACCUUGCAUAAGGGUAACAGAUGGCGGUUUUUAAGAUAGUUUAUAUAUAUAUAUGAUAUACAUGAGCAGCAUACUCAAAAGUAAUACACUUAAGUUUCUAUAAAAUUAACUAUAUACAUCGUAUACUGUACAUGUAUUUAUUUACAUGUAUGCAAUGUUGUUAUAUUUUGUUGUUUUGCAAUAUGUUAAUUUGUUAAGUAUUCAAAUGGCAAUUUCACAUUUUCUGUUAAUUAUUAGCAAGACUAAUAUGUUAUGGUUUAAAAGUGCACCAGUUCACUUGUUUUGAAGACUUAAACAAGCAUCUUUUCCUUCAAGAUGCAUUCCUCCAUUUGUUUCGAUAUGUAAGCAUUACCAACCGAAAGUUUUUAUAAAUCUUAAAUCAUUUUGUUUAGAACAAGUUUAUAGUUUGUGUAUAAUUUUAAGAAUUCAGAACCUUGUCUCAAAUGCACCUGUUUAGGUCUGCUAUUGGUAGAACCUGUAUGUAUUGGUGUUUUUUUCUAGGUCUUCCCUUGGCAGAACAGUUAAUGGUAUCAUGCAAAUGUACUUGUUAGAUCUGCCCUUGGCAGAACAGUUAAUGGUAUCAUCCUUGUUAGAUCUGCCCUUGGCAGAACAGUCAAUGGUAUCAUCAUUGUUAGGUCUGCCCUUGGCAGAACAGUUAAUGGUAUCCUUGUUAGGUCUGGCCUUGGCAGAACAGUCAAUGGUAUCAUCCUUGUUAGGUCUGCCCUUGGCAGAACAGUCAAUGGUAUCAUCCUUGUUAGGUCUGCCCUUGGCAGAACAGUCAAUGGUAUCAUCCUUGUUAGGUCUGCCCUUGGCAGAACAGUUAAUGGUAUCAUCCUUGUUGGGUCUGCCCUUGGCAGAACAGUUAAUGGUAUCAUCCUUGUUAGGUCUGCCCUUGGCAGAACAGUUAAUGGUAUCAUCAUUGUUAGGUCUGCCCUUGGCAGAACAGUUAAUGGUAUCAUCAUUGUUAGGUCUGCCCUUGGCAGAACAUGUUUUGGUAUCAUCGAUUCAUCUUCUCAUCUUUCAAUUCAUCUACCAACAUUGAAACUGUCUGCAGCAUCAUGAUACAAGCAUUCAACCAUACUUCAUAAAAAUUUGACAAAUGUAUGUUUGAUGUUAAAUUCAGCAGACCUGUUUAAGGACAUUGGUACAGAAGGUGAACAUUUGGCUAGUCCUGAAAACAGUUUUAUCCAAGUUUCAUAAUAACACCUCACACUAAUAUUCUGGCCUAUGCAGUCUUGAGAAUUUACAGGUCUGUAGAAUGUAAAAUCUGUAGAAUGUUUCCGCGAUGAUGAGAAAAUCUGAUAACUGGUUCUCAAUCAGGUUUCUUACUGGAGAAUUCAACCAAAUUUCAUAAAACUUCCAAAACCUUUUUUAGACAUGAUUCUCUGGGGCCAGAUAUAUCAAUCAUAUGAUAGUUCACACUAUAAUAUUUACCAUUGUAUGGCACUGCCACUAUAUAACCCUACCAAUUCAGUUGCGAGUUCACCAGCUUAUGAACUACCAACUGAAAUUUGAAUUUGAAAAU